ACGCCCAUCCCCGGCAGACUAGCUCAGUCUUUUAAUAACGCGGGCCAGUUCGGUGUCAGACCUCACAGGACUAAGACGUCGCGCAUCGCUUCUCUGUCAUCCCCCACGUCGGCAGAUAGGCAACUGUAGAAGUACAUCGAUUGUUCAAGUCAGCUUUUAAAAAAAUCUACUAACAAUGAGUUCCUUCGGAUUCAAAUCGUCCAUAAUGUCAUCCUCCAAGUCCCUGAGCAUCGUCAAACGCGAGUCCUUCCUGGACGACUCCUUCUUCAAGGAAUCAUGGGAGGAGUUCGACAAGGCCAUGCAGAGUGUCCUCGACAAGUUUGACACCCAAGGUCUCAAGGUCGACGGUGGGUCCCGAGUAGCUUGUCGCGAUCUCUACAGCAAAAUCAGAUCCAGCAAAAUCGAUGAGGACCUCUACGCGUCCCAGGCUCUCCAGAUCACAGAGAAAGAUGGCAACUUUGCGGCUGUCAUGGACGUGAAAGACUUCAACCCCAACGAGUUGCAAGUUCGCGUAGUUGACGACAGAGUGGUCGUAGAAGGGAAAUACGAAAAGAAAUCCGAAGAUGGCUCUUCAAUGUCGUCGAAAUCCUUCUACAAGGAAUUCACUCUGCCACAACUGGCCAACAUUGACCUCGUCUCCACUGCUCUCUCCAAGGACGGUGUUCUCACUAUCAAUGCUCCAAAGAGGGAAGGCGACGCCCCUAACCCUAGCGGUCCCCUCACCCAGAGCAGUUCCUCCGUCCAGCAGUCGUCCUCCUUCCAGCAAUCUUCAGGCGCCUCAGCCACCUCUGCCUCAUCCAUGACAUCCACCAAAAAGGUCUCCAUGAGCUCAAGUUCGACCUCCAGUUUCUCUUCUUCCUCGUCCUCCACCUUCAGCUCCAACAUCAGCAGCUCGAAGAUAGGAGGCAUGGAGUCCCUAGAGGACAUGGCUAAGGACAUGAAGGACCGGCUCGUCUUCUCGCACGAAUCGGUGAACUUGAAGUUGCCUGAGCAGUAAACGAAGCAGCUUCGAUGAACUCAUGGCGACAGUCAUUUGAUAUCAAGCCACAUUUCAAUAAUUCCUUGUCACAUUUUUUUUUGGCUUUUCUGAUUGAAUAUUGAGAUAGGGAUACCUAAAAAAAAACACACACACACACAGCGCACUUUCAAAUCAUGGGGUAUUUUAAAGAAAGCUUAUCAUGACAAUCGUUGUGUUCGGUUUCGAGUUGCCAAAGAGUAUCGAACCGUUAGUUCGAUUCCGACAUGCAAUGAAAUUUGCUCUUGAAAUUAUUAUUUAUUAUAAAUUCAUAAUAUGUUUAAUCUGUUAUUUAUUAAUAUACGCAAUUUGAAAUCACUCCUUUUAAGCCCAAAAGAAUUAGCAAACGCAUUAUUGAAAGGAAAUGCGUCCUCAAAAUUGUGUAUAAGUGGUUCAGUGCUCUGAACAAUUCGGAACUGAUACCAACGAGCUUCGAAGCACAAAAGGGCAAAUUCUCUGUCAAGGGGUUCACUAAUUUCAAGGUAUUCUUAAGCUAAUGGCUCAGAUGGACAAAAUGGUGUUUCAGAUCACACUGGAAAAUGAAUUUUUGAUGCUAUUUUUAAUACUUUUAACGCAAGAAAACCGAAUUUUUAUUUGGUAAUAGUUUAAGCUUGGAAAUAUAACUAAUGGCCACAAUUGAAUGAAUCGUAGACACAAAAUUAAAUUAUCUUGUCAAGAAACCGUAAACAUCAAGAUGAAAUUUGCUUUUCAUGGGACAAGACGUGGUGUUGGUGUAAUCUGAUAUAUUGCUUUCAUUCUUAAUGAAGUCAUUUUUUUUCUGCCACUUAGGAAAUUAUCAUGUGUUUGAAAUGAACAGCACGACAAUUGCCAAGCGUCAUAAUUGUUCAAUGAAAAUACGACAGAUCUCUAUUUGAAAGGUUUCUUGAACUUGCUGCUGAAAUUUCACAUUCUUAUUUAAUCAUAGAUAGCGACACGAAUUUUUGUAAAAGACACAUAGUCUUAAGUAACCCUUUUUUUUUAAAACAUAGAAUUGUCUUUUUUGUAUAAAGGGCGUCGCCCUGUAGACGCAGGGCAGCGCGAUAGGUAAUUAGCAGUUCAUUUAAAAAAAGAAGUACACGAAAAAUUCACAUUAUUACCAGGUGUAAUUAAUGUAAACAAAAAGAUGUUUCGGUUAUCAACCCACAGGCUCAGAUCUUGCGAUUGUACUCAGAGUUGUGGAGUGGAAUUUAAAUUUUGCCCGAUUUCCCUUCAUGAAGGAGAAAAUUCUGUCAUCCAUUCUUACCACAUAACCAAACCAUCUCGAAAUACUCUAUUCCAGUGGUUCUCAAUCAGGGAAGAAUUCCCUCUUUAGUGGGGAAUUGUGACCACAGAUUGACAGGCUCAAACUGGCUCCAGUGACACACAAAACGCUGUGUGCAUUGGAUUUUUAGUAUUAUAUGCAUAUUAUUUGGAAUGCACCUUUUGAGGCAGACAAUUUUGGAAAGGGGGAUGGAGACUGGCAUUCUGAUAUAUGGUGGAAGGGAGCAUGGGCCAAAAAAAAGGGUGAGAACCACUGCUCUGAUCAGUCUUUUCACCUUGUGAUCUAAAAAGAAGUUCAUAUAAUCCAAGUGAAUCUCCUGUCAUUUGUUUUUCCUUCUUCUUAUUCUUCUUCUGAGUUACGUCAAGAGACGAGAGCAUCUUACCUGCACUUUUCCCCAACCCCCUUUUAAGAUUAAUUUGUUCAGAGUAUGUUUUUUUUUCGUCAAAAUGUCUUUUUAUGUAUUUGGCAUGUUCAUAAGUCUGUGUAGCAAACGCUCAAAUUUACAUUGUUCGUUCUGAGUUCCCUCAUGUACGUAAUAUAAUCCCUUAGCAUUAAACUUUGAUCAUUAAACUUUUAUUUGGUGUAGAAUUUGUACCUUAGAACAAGAACCGUAACUCCUGAACAUUAUUUUUUAUUCUUCAUACAAAAUCACUUCUAAUAAUUCAUAAGUUUAGUCAUUGGUUUAGCAGCUCUGGAUUACACAUUGUAUGUUUACGUUCUCACUUUCGCCUUUUAUUUAUUAAAUAAAUAUUAUCUUUGUCAAUUCCCUUUUGAGUGUCCUGUGAUAAAUCAUGCAAUAAAGGUUUUUAUGGAUUAUCA
Molecule: messenger RNA, 3095 nt
Organism: Macrobrachium nipponense
Lineage: Eukaryota; Metazoa; Arthropoda; Malacostraca; Decapoda; Palaemonidae
Product: protein lethal(2)essential for life-like
Exons: 8
Coding region: 176-997 (273 amino acids)
Biological process (GO): protein refolding; response to heat
Cellular component (GO): nucleus; cytoplasm
Source: RefSeq, a predicted model, not a curated record